AUCACCAUGCCCAUACUGCAAGGCGCCGACACGGUGUCGGCGUGGGAGUGGGCCCUUCUCCCUGCGCAAUCCAUCCAUCCAUCACCGCAAUAAUCCACCAAACGCCCAAUACAUGCAGAGAGACCAUGCACCGGGCAGAGGCGCCCGUCGACUCCGCCAUCGUCACGCCUCUUGUGUCCAUCGGACUUGGGAGAAUGGGCUACAUAUCCGUGCCUAAGUGCGGCUCCUCGGCACCAUCUACAGAACUGCGGCCCACCUUCUGUGCAUGGUCCAUGGUGCAUGGUGCAGGGUACUAUGUGCAUGGUCGCGCGCAUAAUCGCAUAUGAUGAUUGUGGUCGACCUCAUCGUGCCAGUGCCAGUGCCAGUGCUAGAGCAGAGGGAUUGAAAGCACGAGCUGAAACCUCCCGCCCUCCAACCCAGCCGCUGAUCUGACUGGCGGAUGGCCUGGCUGUCGUACUGUAUCCAUCGUGAAGCGCACAGGUCACCACCUCGUCCCGUCCGGCGUCAUACAUUCAUUACCGGACUAUCACUCUGCUGCCCUCCAUAUCAGGUCGGUUAAUCUCUCUCUUUCGCACCCUCUAACUCUCUUUUUCUCCCCACAUACAUUUCUACUUGCGGGGUUGUGAUCCUCAUCCAUGCUGCCUUCAUAUCGCUACUGUAUAUCCUCUAUGACCCUAGAUCUGCUGCACUGGUGACGGAAGCGACCAUGUCCACAACGACCGCUACAGAGUAUCUGCAAGUGCCCAAAUUCUUGCCUACGAAGAAAGCUCGCUCGAGAUCCCGGACCCGAGGACCUAUGGAAACUCGAAGUGAAGUCUCAUCGCCGACACAGGUGAUUGUCUCGCCUCAAAAACUGAGCUUCCGAGCUCCAUCGCCGCCCCGAUAUUUUCGACCCGAGCCUUACCGAACACAAUCAUUACAUAGCGUCUACACGAACAAGCUGGCAUCAGAUUCGACGCCAUACGUGCUGGGGGCGGCUUCGCCUGCGCCAGCUGUGGAAAGGAAAGACUCGCUCAUAUCUGACAUGAGCACGAGCUACGACGACCUCAACGGAGAUCUCUAUGCCCGAGAACCCACGCCCACGCCUCCUCCGGGAAUGUCACUGCGACAGAAACUCAUUGGCGCGUGGAAACUCGAAUCAUAUAUUGCAUAUCCCACACCCAACUCCCGGACCCAACGAUUGACGUAUCCCAUGACGAGAAGUGUGACGGGCUACAUCAUGUAUACUCCCGAUGGAUACAUGUCCGCGCAGAUGUUGAUACCCGGUCAACAAAGCUUCAAGCGAGGAGAAGGAGAAGAGCCACAGUGGGCAGAAGCGGGCAAGCGAUGCUUUGCAUACUGUGGGCCGUACUACAUCACCAACGAGGGGCCCGGUCGAGAAGAAAUCCUCAGACAUACCUUUCAAUGUUGCAGCUUACCCGGCUGGAUCGGAGACAUUCAAGUUCGAACGCAUCGAUUCGAGGAAGAUGGUCAGGUCCUCGUGCUUGGCAGCGAAGAGCCAACAGAAGUCAAGGGCGACAAACGAAUCCCCGUCCUGAAAUGGAGAAGAGCAGUCAACAAUGAAAAUGGCACUCCUCCUCCUCCCAUGCCACAGAUCAAGGUUAGCGGACCUGGAGAACCAUAAAAUAUCAUAUCAGAGGGUAACUGUUUUUUCUUUCUUCUUGAUCAACUACAGAAUCAUCAUCAUCAUCAAGUUCCUGUCGACUGUCGCGUCGAACGACACCACUAAGGAGCAGAGCUCGGGGCCGGUAACUUUUUUUUUUCGUUUGGGCAGGGAGAAGGGAACGUGUAUUAUGGAUCGGAUCGGGUCGGGUCUGUGGAGGGGGGAGGGGGAUUUUGAGGAUUAUACCUACCUACCUACAGGUAACUGAAGUACUAUUGACGUGAUGAUGAAUUGGCUAAAGAUGAAUGUGAUGUGUCAUGUACGAAAUGGAAUGGAAUGGAUUGGAAUGGGAAAUAUAUGAUACAUUGUGGGAGUUGUUUACCUAUCUACCUAGUUAAAGGCUACCUACCUAGCUGGAAUGGAUGGAUGGAUGGAUGGAUGGAUUUAAUGGAGCAAGAAAC
This is a messenger RNA of Sphaerulina musiva SO2202, 2064 nucleotides long. RefSeq lists its product as uncharacterized. The record is from RefSeq and is a predicted model, not a curated record. Lineage: Eukaryota; Fungi; Ascomycota; Dothideomycetes; Mycosphaerellales; Mycosphaerellaceae. The transcript has 2 exons. The coding region runs from base 707 to 1624 and encodes 305 amino acids.